This is a messenger RNA of Solanum tuberosum (potato), 459 nucleotides long. RefSeq lists its product as uncharacterized. NCBI's taxonomy places the organism in Eukaryota, Viridiplantae, Streptophyta, Magnoliopsida, Solanales, Solanaceae. The transcript has a single exon. The record is from RefSeq and is a predicted model, not a curated record. Bases 1 to 459 code for a protein of 152 amino acids.
AUGCAAGCUCUCCGUCAUCUCCACUUGGUGGUUGUUCGUCGCAUCAUUCGGUACCUUCUAGGAACAUCUACUCGUGGAUUGUUCUUUCCAAGUGGUUCUCCUAUUCGUCUUAAUGCUUUUAGUGAUUCUGAUUGGGCGGGAUGUCUUGAUACUCGUCGUUCGGUCUCUGGUUGGUGCAUGUUUCUUGGAGAGUCAUUGAUAUCUUGGAAGAGUAAAAAGCAAGAUCGUGUGUCAAAAUCUUCAACAGAGGCUGAAUAUCGAUCCAUGUCUACUGCUUGUUCCAAGGUUGUAUGGCUUCGUGGAUUACUUCCUGAGAUUGGAUUUCCCCAAUCUCAUCCUACUCCUCUCCACGCUGACAAUACAAGUGCUAUUCAGAUUGCUACUAAUCUAGUUUUUCAUGAGGGGAACAAACACAUCGAAGCGGAUUGUCAUUAUAUACAUGAAGCUGUAGAUAAAUGA